This is a messenger RNA of Anopheles nili, 3088 nucleotides long. RefSeq lists its product as uncharacterized. Gene Ontology annotation, molecular function: RNA binding; protein binding; translation activator activity. The record is from RefSeq and is a predicted model, not a curated record. The coding region runs from base 221 to 1708 and encodes 495 amino acids. Gene Ontology annotation, biological process: regulation of translational initiation. Gene Ontology annotation, cellular component: cytosol. Lineage: Eukaryota; Metazoa; Arthropoda; Insecta; Diptera; Culicidae. The transcript has 8 exons.
AUCCUUCCGGUGGGUGGCUGUUAGUGGGCUUUUCAAAGCACGGUUCUGAAGGUACCUUACGAAAACCGCGUUCAAGCAAAUAAUGAACCCAACGCGUGUUUGAUCGCAACACACGCUGGUAUUGGUGAAGGAAAAUAGUGCCAAAGAACGCAUCCCCGGGAACAAGGAAGGACGCAAGGAUUAGAGCACCAGUAGCAGCCGCAAACCGAAACACAAAACAAUGGCCGAACAAAACGAAAACAGUGCGAUGAAGAAGAGCGUCAAAAUUCAGGACUACAUUUCGCCUGGUAUCUCGCGCGAGCGCAGCUUCAUACGCACAUCGAACCAGCAGCUCAACAGCAACAACAAACGGCGCAGUUUGGCAUUCAGCCAGAGCCAGGCCCAUCAGCACGCUCAGCAGCAACUACGCGAGGGUCGCCUGGACGGGUUGGCGGGUCUCAACAACAAGCUGAACGUGCACGCGCAGGAAUUCCAGAUGAACAACCUUCCACUCAACGAUCAUCGAUUUCCACUGCAAAGCUCCAGGUCGCUGAACAUCUACAGCAGCUCCCUGCAGCACUCGAAAUCGAGCGUCACGAUGCCGCUGGGCGGAAUGCCUCCAGGACGGGCACAUCACGCGCUCCAGCUAGGCAGCAUUGGCAGUCCCGUCCCGAGAGGAUCACUCAUGAUGCCCAACCACAACCCAUUGCACCAUGUUGGCGUGCCGUUGCAGCAAUCCCACAUGCCCCUGGUAAACUCGCCCUCAAGCAGCAACAUCCUGCACUCCAGCGGACCACGCGUCAAGUUCGCCCCGGAACCGAUGCUUCACACCGCCACACACCCACACAGCAGCCACUCGCCACACGCCUCCUCCAUCAGCAGCAACAGCAACAGCAACAACAACAACAACACCAGCAACAUCAACAACAACAACAACACCCAACUGAAUCUGGCCCCUUUGCAGCGCUCGAAGUCCCUCUCGUCGGCGGAUACGCUGGCUCGCGGGUUGGCCAGUCUCGGAUUGGGGAUUGGGGGUGAGGCGAACGACAUCGGGAUGUUCCCACCGGAGGUGCAGGCCGCCAUCAACAAGGCGAUCGAUGAUCCGAACCAGCUGAAUGCCCGCUGCCUGAUGGAGCUGGCUGCCCAGCUGUUGCAUCGUGCCGUCGAUGGGCGCCGCUACUCACUCCCCAUAUCGCGUGUCUGCAUUUCGAUCAUCGCCAAGGAGAAGAAGGAAACGUUUCUGGAGGCGUUGCUCAACACCUGCCGCCAGUGGUACCAGGAGCGAGAGAAGGUGCUCGGUGCGAUGCAGAACUCGAAGAAUCCGUCCAGGCCACGGUUCACCUCGUUCAUGGCUUUCCUCACGGAGAUGUUCUGCCAGCUGAAGCGACGUCAGCUGCAGCUCCGCACCGAGUGUGACGGUGUUCCACCACCGCUGGUGCUCCUGACCGUCCUCGGCAAGUGCUGUGAGGAUUGUGUCCAGCCACCGGUUAGGUCCCUGUCAGAGAUCGAAUGUCUGUUCUUCGUGCUGACCUGUAUCGGACGCGAUCUGGAGACACAUCUACCACAACAGCUCGAAUCCUUGCUGGCCGGAGUUCGUGAUGCGUUCCUGAAUUCGGCCGCUUCGGCACCAGCUAUUCGUCGCACACUGUUGCAGCUGAUCGAGCUGCAGGCGUCCCACUGGCAGCUGCCUGGCAACACCGUCCUGUACUACUAUCCCUCCUCCAAGUAAACCCGCUUGGAUGUGGAGGUUCGCAGCGGCACACCUGCGCCAUCUUUCUUUUUAUUUUCUUUGAUUCAUUUUGGAUUGUCGUUGCUGUUGAUGGACUGCAUGUCUGGUACCGCCGGCCUGGCAGUAGGGCACGUGUGGUGCGCACCGUCGCGAACGAGACGAGACGAAUCGAACGGAGCAAUGAAUUGCAACAAAAUGGAAGACAGAACGAGAGUACGACGCGUCCGAGCGUCCUCACCCCUACUCGAAAACGCUCACCGACGCCUAAGACGACGCGAUCAGACUACAUUCCAUCAAGCUGGUGAAAACAGGACUAGAGCGGAAGGACGCGAAUGUCACGGACAGCAACAACUAAAAACAAAAAAAAAGAAACUAACACACCUGUUAGCUCGCUAGCAAAACGACGGGCUCGCACUUGGACGUGCCAAGCACUACGCUAAAACGACGAUCAGGGACGAUCCCUUCAUGUACUCAUCAUCCGUAACCGUAGCUAGGGCUUUCUUCUUUUCUUUUGCCUAAAUUGUCUUUUUGUUUUUGGUUUUGUUUGUCUUUGCAACCACUUGUUGCGCUGCUUCCCGCAUCAUGUCAUGUCAUCUUCGGUUCCCUUGAUGUACCGUUUGUACUAAAUACGAAACGCGAAUGCACCGUUCAAAACCACUUAUCGGCAUUAUUACGAAACGAUUGAUUACGAACCCCAAAACGCGUGAGCGGAUUUGUUAUGCUAAGUAAGUUACCCACUCGCUGAACAGUGACACACACAGCGGGGACGGGUUUAGUUCUGCAGCCCCUCAAACCAGUGCCAUUGGCCACCGCACGGUAACACGGCCUGUAUUAGGCAACCGAGUGAUGUAGCGAGAGAAAAAACCAUCCCCAUGAGAACUCGCAACAACAACAAAAAACCAGCGAACAAGCAUAAUCCUAGUCACUUGCAGGAGUGGCAAAAGUAGGUUGCACUUUGCGCAUAAUGCCAACUGCAGGCUGUAGUAGACACUGAUAAUUAUAUCCCUCCUUGUUUUUAAACUGACCCGCAGGCGACUGACUGAGGCGUCCGAUGCCACAAACGGUCAAGGAAGAAGAGAGCGUGAAAAGCUUUCAUUUUCCAGCCGGUUUGGUUAUCUUUUUUCUUGUUGUUUUCUUGCAUUCGUUCACCUGCAGCAAACGUAGCCAUAUGCACCUGCCCGCCGGACGAGUGGGCCUUUUUUUACGGUGGCCAUUUUUUUAUUUAUUCGGAUAGAAAACCGGGGGAAGCAAAAGCGCCUGGUAAAAAUUUAGGAAACGCACCGCUUACGCUAAGAGAUGGUAAGAUUUUGUAUGUAAAAGUUGUCGCUCAAACAAGUAGAUUGUACCGUUUAUACCAAGUAAGGGAAAUAUAUCUCCUCC